This is a messenger RNA of Polistes dominula (European paper wasp), 733 nucleotides long. It is a transcript of the gene MED11, whose product is annotated as mediator complex subunit 11. The record is from RefSeq and is a predicted model, not a curated record. NCBI's taxonomy places the organism in Eukaryota, Metazoa, Arthropoda, Insecta, Hymenoptera, Vespidae. Gene Ontology annotation, cellular component: mediator complex. Gene Ontology annotation, molecular function: transcription coregulator activity. Gene Ontology annotation, biological process: regulation of transcription by RNA polymerase II.
GCAGCUCGAGUGGAAACGCGCAUGCGUUGUAAAAUUACUGCGCAAUAGUCUACUGCACAUCUCGAUGACAGAUAGAUUUGCAGUAUCGUUUCGGUCGUCGUUCGUCACGUGUUGGAAUACUAUUGUGUUUAUAUAUAAAUAGUUGAAUUUAUUUUACAAUAGUUACAUUUUUAUCUUUUAUACGUUCGUUUUUUAAACAGUUUCUAUUGCAUAAUAUUAACAUUUAAUCGUAAUUGUGUUUCUAACAUAAAAAAUUUUAAUUAUAUAUUAUUAAUACAAAAUUUGUUAUAAUGUCCCCACCUAUGGAGAGGAUCCAAGGUUUAGAAGCUAUUGAAAAGGAUAUUAUUGUGUGUUUGCAAAGUGCAGGUCAAGCAUUUAUGGAAUUAAGUAAGGAAAAAUCUAGUUUAAAACAAGCAGAAGCUCAAACACAUCAAUUUCUUAAAACAUUAGCUCACGUGGAAUCGAAAUUGAGUGAACAAAUUAAUUAUCUUACUCAAGUUUCAACAGGUCAACCACACGAAGGUUCUGGAUAUGCAAGUCAAAAGGUUUUGCAAAUGGCAUGGCAUAGGCUGGAACAUGCUCGCAGCAGAGUUAAUGAACUGGAACGCAUAAAAAACAAGCCAAGAUAAGAAAUUUAUCUAUUUAUAAAAUCUCUACUGUCCAGGAGAUAUCAACGUGUAUAUUAUAAAAUGUAAUAAUUAAUUAAUAUCUUAUUUUUUUAUUAAAUCUCUAA